AUGCAAAAAAUUCGAAUACCUGGAAGUACGCAGUUGAACGCUGAGCAAACAGAACAGGAGAAGAACGAAGAAAUUCCAGAAGAUAUUCAUCAGUUUUAUGGCAAAUUAGAGGGCGAAGAAGACGACGACGAUGAGGCUAUUCAAAACUUACAACUGCUUACUUUUGAGAUCAAGCAAGAAUCAAUUGAAAUCGUACAGAAACGAUGCAUCGAAUUGGAGUAUCCGUUGCUGGCCGAAUACGAU
Molecule: messenger RNA, 243 nt
Organism: Anisakis simplex (herring worm)
Lineage: Eukaryota; Metazoa; Nematoda; Chromadorea; Rhabditida; Anisakidae
Source: the annotation of a GenBank genome assembly